AUGAACCACGCGGUUGAUUUCCGGCGAAGAAGCAAGACGGCGCCGGCCCCCAAGCUCCGAGAGAUAGAGGUUCUUAUAAUCUCGGCGCAGGACCUCAAGGACUUGAAGCACUUAACGCAAAUGAGAGCUUACGCGGUGGUGUACGUCGAUAAAGACGUGCACGUGGUGAGGACCCGGGUGGACGAGCACGGCGGCACCAACCCGACGUGGAACGAGGUGGUGAGGGUCAAGUUCCGGGAGGAGAUGGCGGACAAGGAGCACGUGCUGGCGGCGGUGAAUGUCGACAUCUACGCUCACGAUCACGUGAGGGAGAAGCCGGUGGGGAGCGCAAGGGUGCUGCUCUGCGACGUUUUGUAG
Argentina anserina (silverweed cinquefoil) is the source of this 357-nucleotide messenger RNA. Its product is annotated as protein SRC2 homolog. The record is from RefSeq and is a predicted model, not a curated record. The transcript has a single exon. The coding region runs from base 1 to 357 and encodes 118 amino acids. Lineage: Eukaryota; Viridiplantae; Streptophyta; Magnoliopsida; Rosales; Rosaceae. Gene Ontology annotation, biological process: defense response.